AUGUCUAUCCAUCUCUGCACCUUUUUUCUUCAUUCAUCUGAAUGUGUAGGGUCAGAGACUCGUGUCUUGAAAAGUGACUUUGCUCGUUACAACAUUGAUGAAGAGGACAGUGAUGAUUUAGACCAAGAUGAAAAUGGCUGGAAGAUCAUCCAUACGGAUGUCUUUAGAUUCCCCGUUUGCAAAAGUCUCUUUUGCGCCAUACUGGGUGUUGGAAGCCAGUUUUUGGCAUUGGCCACUGGAAUUUUGGUGAUGGCCCUUUUUGGCAUGUUCAAUGUUCAUCGUCAUGGUUCCAUUAAUUCAGCUGCUGUUGUCCUAUAUGCCCUCACUUCAGGUGUGUCUGGUUAUAUUGCUGCAAAUUAUUACCGGAAGAUGGGUGGUGAUAACUGGGUGUGGAAUAUUAACCUCACAUCGGCUUUGUUUGCAUUGCCUUUUUUCAUGGUGUGGGCCAUUAUUAAUUCAGUUGCCUGGGCAUAUGGAACAACUCAAGCCCUUCCCUGGACGACUGUUGUCAUGUUAAUAUGUCUCUGGAUAUUCGUUGGUUAUCCAUUGACAGUAGUUGGUGGUAUUUUUGGAAAGAAUUGGGCUAAUGGAUUUGAUGCCCCAUGUCGCACAAAAAAUAUUGCUCGGGAAAUCCCGUCUGCUCCUUGGUAUCGAUCUGCUUUUGCCCAUUGUCUGGUUGGUGGAUUCUUGCCAUUCAGUGCCAUCUCUGUUGAGUUGUAUUACAUCUUUGCCACACUGUGGGGCCGUGAGCAAUAUACCCUUUAUGGGAUCUUGUUCAUAGUCUAUGGUAUCCUCCUUAGUGUCACAGCCUGCAUCUCUGUAGCCCUUACCUACUUCCAACUAUCAGCUGAAGAUUAUCGAUGGUGGUGGAGAUCUAUAUUCAGUGCUGGCUCAACUGGCUGCUUUGUUUUCCUCUAUGCACUGUUUUACUACUUUAAGCGAUCCAACAUGUCUGGCCUUCUCCAAACACUGGAAUUCUUUGGCUACACCACUCUUUCAUACUUCUCAGAGCAGGGGUUAGUCUUCUCUCUCUCUUCCAUCUGCACUCAACGGCAGACCAGCCAACCACUCUCUGUCUCUUCCGUCUGGCUUGUAGCACUACGACCCGUAACGGUCGCCUACACACGCGACGAUGAUGUGCCGACCGAUCGCGGUCUCUCUCGUCUCUCUCUUCCAUCUGACCUGUAG
Molecule: messenger RNA, 1188 nt
Organism: Acanthosepion pharaonis
Lineage: Eukaryota; Metazoa; Mollusca; Cephalopoda; Sepiida; Sepiidae
Source: the annotation of a GenBank genome assembly